GACAAGGUACCUCAAGCUGAGGAUAAAGUUCCUCACGCUGAGUACAAGGAAAAGGUUCCUCACGCUGACGAUAAUGUUCCUCACGCUGAUGAUAAGAUUCCUCACGCUGAGGAUAAGGUUCCUGACGCUGAGGACAGGGUUCCUCACGCUGAGUACAAGUUUCCUCACGCUGAGGACAAGGUUCCUCUCGCUGAGGACAAGGUUCUUCACGCUGAGGACAAGGUUGCUCACGGUGCGGACAAGGUUGCUCACGCUGGGGACAAGGUUCCUCACGCUGAGGACAAGGUUCUUCACGCUUAGGACAAGGUUCAUGACGCCGAGACAAGGUUCCUCACGCUGAGGACAAGGUACCUCAAGCUGAGGAUAAAGUUUCUCACGCUGAGUACAAGGACAAUGUUCCUCACGCUGACGAUAAUGUUCCUCACGCUGAUGAUAAGAUUCCUCACGCUGAGGACAAGGUUCCUGACGCGGACGAUAAGGUUUCUCACGCUGAUAAUAAGAUUCCUCACACUGAGGUCAAGGUUCUUCACGCUGAGGACAAGGUUCUUCACGCUGCGGACAAGGUUCUUCACGCUGAGGACAAGGUUGCUCAAACUCCUGUUUGACUGCACUUAAUUGAUUUUCCCGAAUUAACUUGUUGAUUUUUUCUUGCAAUCGUGUAUUUGCUUCAGUAUUUCCGUUUUGUAUGGCUCUCUCUAAGGUUGCUCACCCGGAGGACCAGGUUCCUCAAGCUGACGAUAAGGUUUCUCACGCUGAUAAUAAGAUUCCUCACACUGAGGUCAAGGUUCUUCACGCUGAGGACAAGGUUCUUCACGCUGCGGACAAGGUUCCUCACGCUGAGGACAAGGUUCCUCACGCUGACGAUAAGGUUCCUCACGCUGAUGAUAAGAUUCCUCACGCUGAGGACAAUGUUUUCCACGCUUCGGACAGGUUCUUCACGCUGAAGGCAAGGUACCUCGCGCUGAGAACAAGGUUUCUCACGCCGAGGACCAGGUUCUUCACGCUGAGGACGAGCUUCCUCAAGCGGAGGACAAGGUUAUUCACGCUGAGGACAAGGUUGCUCACGCCGAGGACAAGGUUCCUCACGCUGACGAUAAGGUUCCUCACGCUGAUAAUAAGAUCCCUCACCCUGAGGACAAGGUUCCUCACGCUGAGGACAAGGUUCCUCAACGCUGAGUAUAAGAUUCCCACGCUCACCCUGAGGACAAGGUUCCUCACGCUGAGGACAAGUUUCUUGCCGCGGAGGACAAGAUUUAUCACGCCGAGGACAAGGUACCUCACGCCGAGGAGAACGUUGCUCGCGCCGAGGACAAGGUUCCUCACGCUGAGGACAAGGUUCCUCACGCUUAGGACGAGGUUGCUCACCCUGACGAACAGGUUCCUCAAGCUGACGAUAAGGUUCCUAACGCUGAUAAUAAGAUCCCUCACCCUGAGGACAAGGUUACUCACGCUGAGGACAAGUUUCUUGCCGCGGAGGACAAGAUUUAUCACGCCGAGGACAAGGUACCUCACGCCGAGGAGAACGUUGCUCGCGCCGAGGACAAGGUUCCUCACGCUGAGGACAAGGUUCCUCACGCUGAGGACAAGGUCCCUCAAGCUGGGCACAAGGUUCCUCACACAGCGGACAAGAUUCCUCACGCUGAGGACAAGGCUUUUCACGCCGAGGACAAGGUUCAUGACGCUGAGGAUCAAGGUUCCUUACGCUGACGACAAGGUUCCUCAUGCUGAGGACAAGGUUCCUCACGCUGAGGACAAGGUCCCUCAAGCUGGGCACAAGGUUCCUCACACAGCGGACAAGAUUCCUCACGCUGAGGACAAGGCUUUUCACGCCGAGGACAAGGUUCAUGACGCUGAGGAUAAGGUUCCUCACGCUGAGUACAAGGACAAUGUUCCUCACGCUGACGAUAAUGUUCCUCACGCUGAUGAUAAGAUUCCUCAAGCUGAGAACAAGGUGCCUGACGUUAAGGUUGCUCACCCUGAGGACCAAGGUCCUCAAGGUGACGAUAAGGUUUCUCACGCUGAUAAUAAGAUUCCUCACACUGAGGUGAAGGUUCUUCACGCUGAGGACAAGGUUGUUCACGCUGAGGACAAGGUUUCUCACGCUGAUAAUAAGAUUCCUCACACUGAGGUGAAGGUUCUUCACGCUGAGGACAAGGUUGUUCACGCUGAGGACAAGGUUCCUCACGCUGAGGACAAGGUUCAUCACGCUGAAGAUAAGGUUCCUCACGCUGAUGAUAAGAUUCCAAGGUUCCUCACGCUGAGGACAAGGUUCUUCACGCUGAGGACAAGGUUCCUCACGCUGAGGCCAAGGUUCAUCACGCUGAAGAUAAGGUUCCUCACGCUGAUGAUAAGAUUCCUGACGCUGAGGACAAUGUUUUCCACGCUGCGGACAGGUUCUUCACGCUGA
This is a messenger RNA of Paramuricea clavata, 2407 nucleotides long. The record is from the annotation of a GenBank genome assembly. Lineage: Eukaryota; Metazoa; Cnidaria; Anthozoa; Malacalcyonacea; Plexauridae.